AUGAGAGCCUUGCAUCUGAAGGCCCAAUGGGUCAGAUCGAACGCGGCCGCGGCGGCCGAAGCGACCUUGACUCGGCUUCACUUGGAUGAGAAACGCGAUCCGAGAGGUCGGAGGAGAGGUUUCGCCGUUCCAGAAGUUAUGACAUCGAGUAUAGUUCAGAGGAUCCGAUUGAUUCUACCUCAUGUUCUCCUGCUCUGUACUACAAUACUUUACAGUAUCUUGGGAGCCCUGUGUUUUCAAUAUACCGAGCAGAAUCAUGGGCAAGGACACAUGUCGCGAUAUGCACAGAAUGCCCGGAUGGCUCAGGUAAUGAUCGUCCCAAAUUUAGAACAAAACAUUGUGUCUUUACCUCACAACACUUUGACUAACACAUUUAAAAUCUUUUUUGAUUACAUCCCCUGAGGGCUUUCGAUUGACUAUAACAAAUAACAAUUGACAAGGAUGUGACACACACGUUGUACACUCAAUUCCCCCGAGGGAAACACAUAUUUCAACUUGUUUUUAAAUCCAUUUCAGAAUGCUCUCUUAAAUCUGGAGAUCCCUAGCCUAGCCGGUCUAAGGUUAGAGGACAAGAAUGCAACGGAUGAACUUAUUGAAGACACUAUUGACAAGAUUAUCCAAACUGCCAUGGAGGCAUACAGUGAGGGGAUUUCGGCAGAGGAGAUUUCCCACAAUUCGGUGGAACGAAAACGAGGAUCAAAGUGGUCAUUUCACUCCGCGCUGUAUUUCUCAAUUACUGUUUUGACCUCCGUAGGUAAGAACCGAGACUUAGACUACUUAUGGGGUUUUACCUUCAAUCAAAAACGUGUAUUACACAACAAUACACCACCUAAACACUUCAUAUGACUUUCAGGUUACGGAAAUUUGGUGCCUAUUUCGCCAAUCGGCCGGAUCUGUUGCAUUGUCUAUGGAGCAUUAGGGCAAGUUUUUACCAAUCUUAAUUUCAUAUAACGCGUUCAUCAUUUCGAUUGACAAAACGACACUACAGUGAGGGACCUGAUCCAGUGUCAAAAAACGUACCAUUUUGUAUCCGGCAACCAUCAAAAAUGUGGAAAAAUGCUUCCCUCUGCGAGUGAAAAACUUUCCCUCAUAUAAAGAGCAGGCGCGCUUUUGAAAUCGGAGUUUUUUCACUUGGAGAGGGAAGCAUUUUGCCAUAUUGUUGACACUUCCCAGAUUCAAAAUGGUACGUUUUUUGCCACUGGAUCAGGUCCCUCACUGUACAUUUACCACGUCCCAGAUUUUCCAAAUUUCUCACCUUCCACCUAGCAAUAAUCUCCUUUCAGGAUUCCUCUGACCCUGAUCACAAUCGCAGAUGUUGCCAAAUUCUUUACCGACGUGUUGGCUCAGACCGAAAACCGAUACCGAAAACGUUUGAUGAAGUCGACAGAAGGCAGAGGAGAUGGCCAAAUCAAACAUGCAAUUGAAGAGACCGUUCAUGAGAAUGGCGAAGAAGACGAGGAGGAUCUACUCUGCGAGCCGGGUCCCCUAUCCAAGGCCUUUGUGUUAUUUCUUCUCCUAGCUUAUAUGUUCGUAUCAGCUGUUACGUGUUCCUACUUUGUUGAGACAUGGAAUUUUGUGGACAGUUACUACUACUGUCUCAUUACAAUGGUACGAAACCUGUUUUUUGCGACAAAAACAAUCCUUACAUCCAAAAAUAUUCAUCAAGUCUACUACAAUAUCCCAAACCCCACUAAUUUCAGACAACCAUCGGAUUUGGAGAUCUUGACCCGGCUUUGGCCUAUAAUCCGCCCGAACAUUACUUCGGAUGGAUUUUCUUCAUCUUCGCCGGUCUUAUUCUCUCAACCAUGACUGUGGACAUGUGCGGAUCUUCGGCGAUCCAAAAGAUGCAUGCUUGGGGAAGAGGAAUCGACGCGUUGGCCAUAUUCUCUGCACUGACAAAGGGUGGAAGUGGGGGUCAAUGGAGUGCAUUCCAGCCUGAGGCAUUAAGCGAUAUUCCCUACAUUGAUCAAAAGGUGCGACAAUUGAGUGCGUACGGAAUGACUUAUGACAACUUGAUCUACCGACAAAGCGAGUCGGAGGAUUCUAGCGGAAGGAGUUUACCAAAGUGA
Bursaphelenchus xylophilus (pine wood nematode) is the source of this 2069-nucleotide messenger RNA. NCBI's taxonomy places the organism in Eukaryota, Metazoa, Nematoda, Chromadorea, Rhabditida, Aphelenchoididae. The record is from the annotation of a GenBank genome assembly.